Cephus cinctus (wheat stem sawfly) is the source of this 2835-nucleotide messenger RNA. Its product is annotated as probable ATP-dependent RNA helicase DHX35. Gene Ontology annotation, cellular component: catalytic step 2 spliceosome; intracellular anatomical structure. Lineage: Eukaryota; Metazoa; Arthropoda; Insecta; Hymenoptera; Cephidae. The transcript has 12 exons. Gene Ontology annotation, molecular function: ATP binding; RNA binding. The coding region runs from base 646 to 2700 and encodes 684 amino acids. The record is from RefSeq and is a predicted model, not a curated record.
UACGACGGGAUAUGGAUUAUCGACAGAGGCCAUGAUCACAAAAUACUACUCCCGGACUCGCCACUACGAUUUAGCGCCAUGCUUUUGGUAUCGCUGAAAACCGUAGCGUUAUGAAUCUCCCCACUCAUCUCUGUUUUUAGUAUCGCUGAAACCGAAGCGUUGUGCAUCUCCUUGCUCAUCUCUGCUAAAAGUGUCGAAUUUCCAUUCUUUUUCUGAAAUAAAGCUAUGUCGAGACGAUUAAGGUAUAAUAACGAAACGUGUACACUGUUGUAAAUGAUAUAGUCGAGUCUCGCCACGGUUACUUCCACCAAGCCUGACAGUCGCUUUCAAUGUUAAUUAACGAAAAUUGUACGGUACCCAGCAUUUAACACUCCUAUGAUUAAUUUAAAUAUUUUCAAUUCGAUAUCAGUGGAAUAUAUUUAAUGAAACAAGACAUGUAUUUCGGUGGUUAGGCAGCAUGUGCUAAAAAUUUGGAAAAUUCGUUAUAUUUCAUCUGUCAAAGUCAGAUAGUGAUCUCAUGGGUCAAUUAUAUAAACAUAUAACUGCAGCCUUCAUUUAAAAGCUGGUGUGUGCAUUGGCCUCUCACGAGUCAAACAAAGUAGUCGAAAGAGAAUAGAAGGUCUCAAACUCAAAUACAUAGAUAAAAUGAUUGGGAAACCAAGAUUUAAAAGGCCAGGAGAAAAUUCUUGGCAAGAGGAUAAAGCUGACAUAGAUGCUCAUUCUUCAACACAAUUUGUCUACAAUGCCCAUCAUUCCUUGGCUAUUGAGUUGCAGCGUCAAAGAUUGCCAAUAUUCAAGAAUCGUAAUCAUAUUAUUUAUCUAUUGGAAAAAUAUCAAACAUUAGUGCUCAUUGGCGAGACUGGUUGUGGUAAGAGCACACAAGUACCCCAGUAUCUCGUGGAAGCAGGAUGGGCUUCAGAUGGCAAAUGUAUCGUUAUCACGGAGCCACGACGAGUGGCAGCGACAUCUUUGGCCAGUAGAGUUGCUGAUGAACGCAAUUCGAUCCUCGGUACGGACGUAGGUUAUACGAUACGUUUUGACGAUUGCACUGGAUCAAUGACGAAGAUAAAGUACAUGACGGAGGGCAUUUUGCUUCGCGAGAUGAUGGGAGAUCCUCUCUUGACCAAUUACUGUGUCAUUAUCUUGGACGAGGUGCACGAACGAACGUUGCUCACGGACAUUAUUAUGGGGUUGCUGAAGAAAGUCCUUCGCAAGCGGAGAAACAUGAGGGUCGUCGUUUCCUCGGCGACUGUUGACGCUGAGCAACUUCGCGAUUUCUUCAAUACAAACACCACGAAAGAUUCUUCGAAAGACACGGCAACGAUCUUGACCAUCGAGGGACGAACGUUUCCUGUUGAUGUAUUUUACGUUCGAGAGCCGGUGGCAGAUUAUGUAAAGGCCGUAGUUGAGACAUGCCUACGGUUACACGAACAGGAGGAAUCCGGAGACGUGCUCUGCUUUCUGACGGGUAUGGAGGAAGUAGAUCGAGCUGUCUCCCUUCUCUCCGAACACGCCAAGCUUAUCAAAGAGGAGAAACAAAAACUAUUAGCUCUGCCCAUGUAUGGUUCUUUGCCAAACGCUGAGCAGCUUAAAGUUUUCUGGAGAGCUGCGAAGGACACCCGCAAAAUCAUUGUGGCCACCAAUAUAGCAGAGACAUCCGUUACCAUUCCCAAUAUUGUUUAUGUGAUCGACAGUGGAUUCGCAAAGAUUCCUUGGUUCGAAGUCGAAACACAAACAAACAGUCUAAUAGUCGCGCCCAUUUCGAAGGCAUCGGCCGAGCAACGGGCAGGCCGGGCUGGCCGCGUUCGUUCAGGAAAGGUUUAUAGACUCUACACCGAGGAGGCCUACGAGAGUCUUGUUGAUGUCACUCCUCCGCAAAUGCAACGUUCCGAUUUAGCACCAGCGAUACUACAACUGAAAGCUCUGGGAAUCGACAACGUAUUACGAUUCAACUUUCCCUCAUCACCCCCAAGUAAGAAUCUUCUUUCGGGCUUGGAACUGUUAUACGCUUUGGGUGCGAUCGACGACAAUGGAGAGCUGACCAAUCCCGUGGGUAUGAAAAUGGCCGAAAUACCUCUGGAGCCGGUAUUUGCCAAGUGUCUCAUAGCUUCUGGUGAGAUAGGUUGCUCAGAGGAGAUGACAACAAUACUGGCGAUGCUUCAAGUACAGAACGUUUUCGUGAGACCGGCUGGGGGUCAGGCGGCUUUGAAGGCUCGUGUUGCUCACCGGAAAUUCGAAGUUGAGGAGGGUGAUCUGAUAACGCUCCUUAACGUCUACACGGCCUACGAGAAGAAUAGGACGUCGGUCUGGUGUCAAAAGAACUUUCUCAAUAGCAAGGCAUUGCAAAGAGUUACGGAAAUACGUACACAGAUGCGAAGACUUCUUCGUAAACUUGAGAUAGAGGCGAUGUCGUGCAACGGUGAUGUGCAACAACUGCUCAAGUGCAUAACGGCUGGUCUUUUUCCAAACGCCGCGUACCUUCAUUACACGGGGGUUUACAGAACAGUCAGAGGUAGUAGGGAUCUAUAUAUUCAUUCAAAUAGCUGCCUCUAUACCGUACCACAGCCACAAUGGGUGCUUUUCUGCGAGAUACUACAGACCAAUAAGACAUACAUGAGAGAGCUUACAGUCAUUCGACCGGAGUGGCUCGAACAAUUGGCACCACAUUUUUACGAACGAGCCGCAAUCGAUCCUAUUUAAGCCUUUUACUGUGGAUAUUGAUUUUCCUAUUAAAUAUCUUAUGUAGUAGAUUAAAUCUAAUGCGCAUUAUAUAAAAUUAAUAUGGCUCUUUUGUUACCGUUUUCUCAUUAAAGAAAUACAUUUUUUUAUUCUGUA